Molecule: messenger RNA, 5716 nt
Organism: Cyanistes caeruleus (blue tit)
Lineage: Eukaryota; Metazoa; Chordata; Aves; Passeriformes; Paridae
Source: RefSeq, a predicted model, not a curated record
GCCCUUGUGCCCCGUCCCACCGCAGGUUCUGGCUCGUCAUCAGGGAGGACGGACACAUGGUGACAGCUCGCCAGGAGCCGCGGCUCGUCCUUGUUUCCGCCAACUGUGAUGACGGGCACUUGGUCUUGGAGGCCAGGGACAUGGAGAGGAUAAGCGUGCCUGUAAAGCUCCCCGAGAAAAACCCCGUCCGAAACUGCAGGGUGUUUGGACAGGAUAUCCAAGGCAGGGAUUGUGGUGAUGAAGUGGCUCAGUGGAUCACCACCUUCCUGAACUCAGAGCCCUGUCGACUGGUGCACUUCGAGUCCUUCAUGGCGCCAAGAAAGUCAAAGGACUCAAUAGCCCUUUUCCGAAACACAGAUGAGGUUGCCUAUCCUGACUGCAGCCCAGUCUUGAUCAUCUCCGAAGCUUCAAUGGACGAUUUAAAUGCCAAGCUGGAAAAGAAAGUUAAGAUACAGAACUUCAGGCCAAAUAUUCUUGUAACAGACUGCAGUGCUUUUGAGGAGGACACCUGGGAGGAUAUUCUUAUUGGUGAUGUGGAGAUGAAAGGGACUGUGUGUUGUGGCAGGUGUAUUUUAACAACCGUUAAUCCAGACACAGGGGUCAUCGACAGGAAGGAGCCUUUGGAAACACUGAAAAGUUACCGCUUAUGUGACCCUUCUGAGAAACACAUUUACAAAACCAGCCCUCUCUUUGGGAAAUACUUCGCUGUUGACAGAACUGGAACGAUUCAAGUUGGAGACCCUGUGUACAAGAUGAUCUGGGAAUGAAGGAGACUUUGAUCAGAAGAUGCUUUUUUCCUUUGAUAUGUGGAUUGUUUUUCCAUGUACACAGUCACCAGCAUAACCUUUUCUUCUUCCUUGCAAUAUUUGUUCUGCUUUUUAAGGUGCAGGAGGUUCUUUGAGGCUGUGAAUUGUCAGUCAUUUCAGAUCAUGGAAUCUACUGGCAUACCUGUAGUAACCACACCUUUGGUUUUCCUGGAGGCUGUGGUAGAAGAAACUGGCCCAAGACAGACUUUACAGCAGUACUGUGAGCAUCACACCUCCUAAAAUUUCAUGUCAACUGCAAUAUUGGAAUCCAAAAUCAUGUACAAGGGUUUGUAUCAUAUGUUAGAUACAUUUAGUGCCGAGAAGAACCAUAAAAACAGUCAUGCCAAGCACAAAGUAUGUUUGUCACAGAGCUGCCUUUACAAAUGAUCGUUGUAUGCAGAUGACAGGGUUCUGCUUCCCUCCUUUGGUCAUAAUCAUCUUGCCCUGUCUAUGUCCAGAGGUAGUUUUUAGCAGUGUUUCUUUCUUUGAAGUUGUUUCUUGAAGAUUUUUAGUAUCUCUUAAGAUUGGAGCAAUAUCAGGGGGAGGAUUCUGAGCUAAAUGGAUAAUCAGGACUAGAGGUGGGGGUGCCAGGUAAUGAUGUGGCCUAGUUUAGUUUGUGACCUCUGCUGACAGUUUGAGCUGUCAGUUUUUUAUCCAGUGAGGAAUACUGUAACAGAGUCUGUAGAGUAGUGAUACAUUUGCUAACAUAGUGGUAGAAUUUCCAGUUUGAAGGAACUGGGUGUUCACUGUGUCAGAGGCCUGUGUCAAAGCCGUAGGGCAGUGAUCUGAUGUUGAGCCUACCCUGUUCAAGCUGGUGUCCAAUAUUGUAGGGCUCAUGCACAGCUCAUCUCUGGCUCAGUGGAUCCCUUUGUUUAGAAAGUUAGUCUGCUAAGCAGAUGUUUGGGAUGCUGCAGUUUGAGUAUGUUAACAUCCUUACAGGUUAUCCCCCUGUCGUGCUCCACUCUAACCAAAAAGUCAGCUGUUUGUAGGAAGCUGAUAAUUCUAUUUUCUGCUUCACAAAACAAAUAAGGGAGAAAACUAGCUGAAUUACAGCAGUGUUAUAUUUACUUUAAAUAUUACAUGAUUUUUAAUUACUUUUUUUAAAAAAGUAGCCUCCAGGACAAAAGCCAGCCAUCUUUUGAAUGUUUGUCUGCUUGUUUCUUUUUUAUGGAUUACUAAAUUUGAAAAAAGUGUUGCCCUGUCCUAAAAGAGGAAUCAAAUUAAGUGUGAAGAAGGAAAAAUAUGAUCCAAUCAUAUGAUCCAAUCUGACAUUUAGAUUCUUUAUUUUCUGUUGUAAGUAUGAAAAGGGAAUUUUUGAUGCAUGUUCACAACUCAGACCUGUAAAAUGAAGGGCUGUUGAGCUUUGAGAAAGUGCAGGUGGAUAUAUGUGGCAAUCCUGAAGUAAUCAUGUCAGGGAGGUAGUUUUCUAUUAUUUGUGAACUCAGAGUUGCUCUGAAUGCCAUUUUGUCAGCAGGGUACUCUGUAAGUAUUAAGUUUUCCUGGGAUAGACAAGUUCCCAGUUUGAAGUGCAUGUUGCAUAUUUGUGUAUUGUUAUGCCUGAUGCAGCAACUAGUGGGAAGAAGUGAGAGAAAAAGCAUCUUUUGAAAAGAAAAAUAAUUCUGAGGUUCACUCUUAAAAAGCACAUGUUGGAAAUUCUUAGUGUAAGAAGCUGAAAGUUUGUGGAAUUCCUAAUGGUAUCAUUGAGCACAGGCAGCCUGCUGGCCUGCCAAAGCAAUUAGUUAAGAGUGUGUCUCUUCAUUAAGUCAAAGAAGUGGAAGGAAAAAGAGCUGAUUUUUUUUUUGCUUCUGGCCAAACGUAUUUUUUCCACUGUUGUUCUAGCAGCAUACAAGCAUUUACAUAACACAGAUUGUGCAGUAUAGAUUCCACUGCCUCCUAUUAGGCUGUUGAUUGGGCUGAUUUGGAAAUGGGGCUGUCUUUGCAAGGAGAAACUGCUGUCUGGAUUCCUGUCUGGGAGAGGUCAUAGAUCUAACCCUCUGAUUUACUCCUGUAAAGCCUCUUAGCAGAAUAUGGCUGGAAUCCUAAAGCAGGUGUGCAUCUGAGUACAGCAUGGUUCAUAGAUGGCACUUAAAUUGAUUAUGUGGCCAUUUUGUGAAGUUGAGAGAAUGAGUUAGACCACUGCACUGUAAAUAUCUUCAUAUGAAUGUUGAUUUGCUGUAACUGUAGGAAUUGUGUUUGAUUUUGUUAAAGCAAUUUAGAAAAUUUACUGAAAAUGUGUCAGUCAUAAGCCACUGUUUUUAAAAUUGUGUACUUAAACAAUUGUGAAUUUUUUUUAACUAGAGGAAGAGAACAAAAGUAUAAAUUUCUAAUGAAUCCAACUUUCUUAAGGUGUAACAUUUGUUUGUGAUUUUUUUUUGGUUUCUCUUUCAGCAUUUAAUUUUCACCAGUUAUCAGGAUCUCAUAUAUAGUUAAUACUGAUGAUUCUUUUUAAUCCUACCUCUGAAUCCAGAAAUAUAUGCACUAAACCAGAGGAUAUGUGUAAGAGAACAGACCCAUCAGAUAUAAGUGGUCAUUAGACUCUGUUUUGCAACUGUUUUGAUCUAGAUAAUGAGAAAGACGUUUACAGACUAAUUUUUUUUUUCAGAGAUGUAUGAAAAUAGGGGAAAAUAGGUUUAAAAAUAUCAGAGUUAAAUCUAUCCACGUCAUGUCUCAGUAUAAUACUGAAGCUUUUUUUUUACAGCAUUUAUUGUACCAAUAGUUCUUGCAGAAGACUAUGUACAAGACUGCAGUUGUUAAAAGCAGAAAUUUCUGGGUUGCUUAAGAUUUGUGGUGGAUACCUUUUCAGACAAGUCUGCUCUCCCCACAAAAAAACUGAGAAAGAUUCUGUGCCUGCAUCCUAAGGAGAAAAAAAGCCUUCCAAAGGCACCACUGCUAUUCUGUAAGAAGAUGAGAUUCAUGGAUCUUGCCUCUACAAAUGGCAAAAGUUUUAAAAAGGGCUUCCCCAGGGUGUUUGUUUCUGCUCUGUCCUAGCACCUGAAAUUGCCUUUUUCUCAUUCAAGAUCCAUAAGAAAUUCCCUGUGCUGGGUAGCUGCAGGGCUGAGGACUACACAUGCAGUCUUUGUUUCUUUUGGACAGAAGAUUCUAAAAAGUGAUGCAGGCAUAAGGCCCACGUGUGUAUCAGUCUUCAGCUGGAAGAGAGGCAGCAUUCAUAUCUCAAGUGUUCAUCUUUUUACACAAUCUACAUUGUGUUAAUGUUAACAAUCUCAAGAUGUUACAGCAUGUUACUGUUACUGGUAAUUAUUUGUAUCUUAUGUGAAGAAAUUGGUAAACUCAGUAAGGGUUUCACAUACGGGCCUUUUCUGUAACAAAUCUGCUUCCUCAUCAUGACAAUGGUUGGAUUCUGAGCCAGAAUCUUCACUUGUAUUUGCUUUCCUGGUGUAGGACAAGGAUCUUCACCUACAGAUGUAAGCCUGCCAGAGUUCAGGAAGUGUUUGGACAAUGCUGUCAGGCACAUGGGGUGAUUCUUGGGGCUGUCCUUGGCAGGGUCAGGAGACAGAUUUUGACAAUCUUUGUAGUCCCUUUCCAGCUCUGGAUAUCCUGUGAUUUCAAUUUUCUUCACUUUUAUUUAUUGUUCUUUUUUCAAGUAUCCUCAAAUCAUGGAUUGUCUCUGUGCUAUCAGAGCUGCUUCUGGGAUAGUGUGAAGAAGAUGCCCCAACUGAGAGAGCGGCACUGGCUACUGCAGUAUGACUGCAGCAUGUUUUGUGGGGGGCACACAGCACUGCUCAGAGCAGGUGAAGCAGGGGUUAGCACCUCUUGGCUCCCCAGCUGCUAAAUGCCUGUUUGGGAUUGUUAGAACCAGGGUGUGAGCAGUCAAGCCUAGCAAUGAAGCUUGGACUCAACUUGUGGUGCAGGUGAAUGUCAUUUCCUACAGCAGACUGGCAUGAAGCCACAGAGCAAAAAGAGCUGAGGACAUGCCAGGUACAGUGAAGGGGAGGAUGGUGUCAGCAUGGCAAGUGACAGUGUUCUUGGUCAGACAGGCCAGGGAACAGGAAUGGUUGGAAGGGGAAAGGAAAUGAGCAAGGCCCAGGGUGUGUGUUAGGGCUGGAGCUGUACGAGAUUGGACUGUGAAUGAAGGCAAGGUACUUGCCUUCACAUACACCCAAGGUACUGGGUGGUGCCAUGUUCUCCAGGUGUUUCUGUGCAGAUGGACUGAGAAUGAGCCCUGGUUGUGGAAUGGCAUCAAUUCCCAGUAUUCAACAAUAACCUGGCCUGAGGAAUGCCAUUCUCCCCAGUGGGCCACAGCUCAUCACAUGGAUUUCAGGAAAUCAUGGAGUGAGUCAGGUUAGAAGAGACCACACCAGAUCAUCUGGUCUAACCUCCCUGCUCAAGCAGGAUCAUCCCAGAGCACAUGGCACAGGAUUGUGUCCAUAUGGUUCUUGAAUAUCCAUAGUGAGGGAGGCUCCACAUUCCCUCUGGUCAACCUGUUCCAGUUCAUGGUCCCUGGAAGUUGUUCUUCAUGUUCAGGUGGAACUUCUGUUUUGCCCAUUGUCUCUUAGUCCCAUUGCUUGGCACCACCAAGAAGAACCUGGUCCAUCUUUUUGAUACCCUCUUUUGGGUACUUACAGACACUGAUAAACCACAGGUAAUUGUAGCCUGAGCUAAACAUCAGGUAGACACUAUCUUCCACCUGUGCAGAACAAGGACAUGGAGCAGCCUGUGAUCACAUCACAGUGAAGAGUUUGGGUGGAAAUCUCUCAUUUUUGCCCUUGGAUUGUUAUGCACAAGACACCUAGGGUGGGUUGAAAUUCCCCUUUCCUCCAGAAGCAGUAUUGUAGAGAAUUGUAUCUUCUCUAGUGCACAAAAUUGUUCUGACAACUUAUCAUUGCUUAUUUAACAGCUGACUGUUCUCACUUUCUUUAGGCACUAGAUAAUAAAACACAGUGAAACAAUUA